Molecule: messenger RNA, 1095 nt
Organism: Aspergillus ruber CBS 135680
Lineage: Eukaryota; Fungi; Ascomycota; Eurotiomycetes; Eurotiales; Aspergillaceae
Exons: 2
Coding region: 1-1095 (364 amino acids)
Molecular function (GO): hydrolase activity
Source: RefSeq, a predicted model, not a curated record
AUGCCAUUUCCAAUCGUGGACUCACAUAUACACCUCUUUCCAGCUUCACACCUGCCAUCGCUAGCCUGGUAUGGUCCCAAUAGCCCUCUAGGAUCCCAGCACUGCGUAGAUGAAUAUCGCCAAGCAACCUCAUCCACCCCAAUCGUCCCAGAUUCAACAAAAUCAAAUUAUCACCGCGGAUUCAUCUUUAUCGAGACAGACCGGAUAUCGUCGAUUGAGGAAUCAGGUUAUGGAUGGAAGCACGUCCUCGAUGAAGUUUCCCUUCUCGCGCAGAUUGUUCGCGGAGAACCCAUCGACGAAGACCAAUAUCGCCAUGUAGAUCGUCCACCUUGCUUGGGAAUUGUGCCUUGGGCUCCGGUGCUUGGUGGUGCUGUCGUUCUGGAGAGGUAUAUGGAUAAGGCCAAGGAGGCGGCUGGGACAGACGACGUGUGGAGGAGGGUUCGAGGAGUGCGGUAUCUGGUCCAGGAUAAACCGUCUGGGGUGAUGUUGCAGCCAGGGUUUAUCGAUGGUCUGAAGUGGCUUGGGAGGGAGAAUUUGACGUUUGACUUGGGAGUAAGUGCAAGACAAGGAGCAUUGUGGCAGUUGCGAGAAGCUGUUGAGAUGAUGGAAAGAGUUUAUGAGGGUGUGGAUGAAAAAGACCAAGUGGUGAUGGUUAUCAACCACCUCUGCAAGCCAAACCUACGCCUUCCAUACACAUCUCCCGAAUCCAUUACUACCAACCCAGACUUCCUGGAAUGGAAGGCGUUCAUUACUGCCAUGGCGCAGCACCCCAAAACAUACAUGAAGCUCUCUGGUGGUUUCUCAGAAUUACCAUUGCUCACGCCAGCUCCUGAACCUGACAUUCCAUCCCUCGUCGAGAGACUUCACCCAUGGACUGAUGUGGUCUUUGAUGCAUUCGGCCCUGGUAGAGUGAUGUUUGGGUCUGAUUGGCCUGUUUGUAACCUUGGAGGAGGCGGGAACGAUGUAACUUGGAGACGAUGGAAGACUCUAGUUGAGGACAUUUUGGAGAGACGUGGGUUGAGUGAAGAGCAGAGAAGAGGUAUCUGGGGGGAAGUUGCACUGGAAGCCUAUGGGAUUAAGACCGAAGGACUGUAA